Messenger RNA from Orbicella faveolata, 2556 nucleotides. RefSeq lists its product as uncharacterized. Gene Ontology annotation, cellular component: membrane. NCBI's taxonomy places the organism in Eukaryota, Metazoa, Cnidaria, Anthozoa, Scleractinia, Merulinidae. Gene Ontology annotation, molecular function: glutamate:sodium symporter activity. Gene Ontology annotation, biological process: L-glutamate transmembrane transport. The record is from RefSeq and is a predicted model, not a curated record.
UAGCAAAGGUCGAUGUCUAAAUAAAAAGUUUGUCAUUCAUCUUAUUCUCUCCUAUUCUGAAUUCCAGCUAAGCCUCUAGAUUCAAGCUGGGACAGAAUAAGAUCAACUAAAAAAAAUGUUAAAAUAAUUCUUCGACUUUCUUCAGACACGAGCUUGCCACUUAUGAGCUAUAAUACCCGCACUGCUCCCCAUCCCCCAACUCCCACUUCCCGUCCUAAGACCUUCAUUAAGUCUCUUUUUAAUCUGACUCGCAUGCGUUUCCAUGACGAGGUUCAAGCAGAUGAAUUAUUUCACUCUUACAACGCUAAUUUUGUUUGAUUUUCAAAAACAGACGUCCAUAGAAGCUUUUAUUGUUUUUCUUUAAUAUGCAUAUUAAAGUCCCUUUUCGAAACCCACUCACUUCAAUCUUAUCAACAGAUUAGCCCGUCAAUCAAAAUAUUGACCUGUGCCACGCUUGGCGGCCCGGUUGGUACCUCGCAGCGCUUUCGUCCUCUAACGGGACGAGAAUAAACAAGAUAUGGGAAGCGUUUGUUGAUCUUUUGACGGUAUUUGUCCGAGAAUCGUUUGGUGCUCUCUUCCUUAAAUUAUUUUUUAUUUUACAAGUCAAACUACUUUCUUGACACCAUGACCUGCAAUGCGUCUGUGACGAAUUCAUGCGGACCAGGAGGUGUCUGCACUGGGACCGCGAAUGCAAGUUCUUGUUUCUGCAGUGCAGGCUAUGUUUUUAACGAUGCCGGGCUUUGUGAGGAGCCAAAAAUACCUAUGGCCUAUUCAGCGGUGGCAUCUUUUUGUUGGCUGUGCUUUCUUCUUGUUUUGGGGAAGUUCCUUCGCCUGUACGUAUGGAUCUUCCAGAAGCUUUACCUACCUGCCUCCGUCAUUGGCGGGAUUCUGGGUUUGAUUGUACUGCAAGUAGCCAGCCUCAACAAAGAUGUUUCUAAAUUUAUCGCAUUAAAUUUCACCAGAGGAUGGUACAACCUGGCAGGAUUCCUCAUCAAUAUUGUGUUCUCAUCAUUGUUUCUUGGUACCCAGAUUCCUAAUGUGGCAGUGAUAUGGAAGCAGGCAGGACCACAGCUUAUGUAUGGCAUGCUUAUUGCCUGGGGACAAUGGAUUGUCGCACUUGUUGUGACUGGUGCUCUGUUGAUUCCUGCUUUUGGUGUCAGUCCUUUAUUCGCUACUGUUCUUCCUGUGGGGUUUGCAGGUGGUCAUGGGACUGCUGGAGGACUCACGCCAACAUACAAAGCACUUGGAUUUCCUAAUGGCGGAGACUUUGGUUUGGCCAGUGCAACUCUGGGACUUGUUUUUUCAGUCAUUUGUGGUGUAAUGUUAGUUAACAUUGCCACUCACAGGGGAUGGGUGAAGAGGGAGAGGAUUGACACAGCUCAGGAGGUCAAGAUAUCCAUUAGGGGUGUAUAUGCAGUUGGCAGUCGGCCCUCAGCUGGAGUUCAAACAGUUAGAGCAAGUUCUAUAGACGUGCUGGCAUUUCACCUGGCAGUACUGGGAAUAGCUAUGUUGAUUGGUUAUGGAUUAAAGCAGGGACUGAUUGCAAUUGAAAGCACUUCACAGAAGCUCAAGGAUCUUAACUUUCUCUCUGGCAUACCCCUGUUUCCACUGUGUAUGGCUGGAGGUAUUAUUAUUCAGCUUAUCAUUGAGAGAAUCCAGAGCAUUAAUGAAUUGAUUGAUGCAUCUCUUAUGGAAAGGAUAGCAUCCUCUUCAUUAGAUUUCCUCAUAACUUCAGCUGUGGCUACGGUAGAUGUCUCUGCUGUUGCUGUCGACAUUGCUCCUCUCCUAAUCCUGUGCGUGUGUGGUUUUAUCUGGAACUUCAUCAUGUUAGGCUGUUUGUCAAGACUUCUCUUACCCAAUCACUGGUUUGAGAGAGCAAUCGCUGACUUUGGAAUGAAUACAGGUGUGAUUGCGACAGGACUAAUUCUGUUACGUAUGGUGGAUCCCGAGAGUAGGACUCCUGUGCCUGCUGAUUUUGCCUUCAAACAGCUUCUGCACUCUCCAUUCAUGGGUGGAGGGAUCUGGACUUGCCUUGCUCUUCCUUUGCUAAGUAUCCUGAACAUCUGGGUUGUUACAAUCAUUGCAGCAGUUGUAUUCAGCUUGUGGCUUUUAAGCUUCUUCUUCUACUUUCGCAAGCGAUACACAGGGACAUGUAGCUGCAGUUUGUGCGCCAUGGAGAAGCCAGGUGUUUUAUCCCAUGAAGACAGUUAUCUGGAUAUCUCAGGAGAGAACCAUGAAAUUGAAAAUCAUCAAGAAAUGGAUGGACUUUCACUUGAAAAGCCUCAGGAUGACAUGUAAACAAGAAGUGCUAGAUAUAUUAGCUGAAAUCCACUAGUCCUGGGUAGAUGCAGCAGUUUGAGAGACUCAGAAAAAGCUAUCCAGCCCUGCUUAACUGAAUAAUGUCUGCGAGUGAGACUGGGUUGAUGAUACAGAAUGGACUCUCUAGAAUGAUAAGUAUUUGUGGGACAAUUCUACGGUCAGAAGGAUAUGGUUAUUACUAUUAUUGAGUGUGGGUUUCUGUGGUUUGUAGAUAAUUUGAUUUGUGGAUCGCGCGCG